This is a messenger RNA of Saimiri boliviensis boliviensis (Bolivian squirrel monkey), 1135 nucleotides long. RefSeq names its product ribonuclease P/MRP subunit p30 (gene RPP30). Gene Ontology annotation, biological process: tRNA processing. The record is from RefSeq and is a predicted model, not a curated record. Gene Ontology annotation, molecular function: RNA binding. Gene Ontology annotation, cellular component: nucleolar ribonuclease P complex. NCBI's taxonomy places the organism in Eukaryota, Metazoa, Chordata, Mammalia, Primates, Cebidae.
GGCGCGCCCAGGCGGUCAUGGGACUUCAGCAUGGCGGUGUUUGCAGAUUUGGACCUGCGAGUGGGUUCUGACAUGAAGGCUCUGCGCGGACUUGUGGAGACAGCCGCUCACCUUGGCUAUUCAGUUGUUGCUGUCAAUCACGUCAUUGACUUUAAGGAAAAGAAACAGGAAAUUGAAAAACCAGUAGCUGUUUCUGAACUCUUCACAACUUUGCCAAUUGUACAGGGAAAAUCAAGACCAAUUAAAAUUUUAACUAGAUUGACAAUUAUUGUCUCAGAUCCAUCUCACUGCAAUGUUUUGAGAGCAACUUCUUCAAGGGUCCGGCUCUAUGAUGUUGUUGCAGUUUUUCCAAAGACAGAAAAACUUUUUCAUAUUGCUUGCACACAUUUAGAUGUGGAUUUAGUCUGCAUAACUGUAACAGAGAAAUUACCAUUUUACUUCAAAAGACCUCCUAUUAAUGUGGCAAUUGACCGAGGCCUGGCUUUUGAACUUGUCUAUAGCCCUGCUAUCAAAGACUCCACAAUGAGAAGGUAUACAAUUUCCAAUGCCCUCAAUUUGAUGCAAAUCUGCAAAGGAAAGAAUGUAAUUAUAUCUAGUGCUGCAGAAAGGCCUUUGGAAAUAAGAGGGCCAUAUGAUGUGGCAAACCUAGGCUUGCUGUUUGGCCUUUCUGAAAGUGAUGCCAAAGCUGCAGUGUCCACCAACUGCCGAGCAGCACUUCUCCACGGAGAAACUAGAAAAACUGCUUUUGGAAUUAUUUCUACAGUGAAGAAACCUCGGCCAUCAGAAGGGGAUGAAGAUUGUCUUCCAGCUCCCAAGAAAGCCAAGUGUGAGGGCUGAAAAGAAUGCCCCAGUGUCUGUCAGCAGUCCCUUCUUCCCUUUUAUACUUCAUCAGCCACAACAAAGAGAAAACCUUUGUGUGAUUUACUGUUUUCAUUUGGAGCUAGAAAUCAAUAGUCUAUAAAAACAGUUUUACUUCCAAUCCAUUAAAGCAACAAACAAAACCUAGCGAAGCAUUUUUUUUUUCAAAAGACUGCCAGCUUAAUGAAUUUAGAUGUACUUUAAGAGAGAAAGACUAUUUAUUUCUCCUUUAUGUAAGUGAUAACAGCAGAUACACUUGAAUAAGAUGUUUCAGGUA